CUCGUAACAUGGCUUGUGCGGUAGAUCAUGUGAAUCAUGUAUCCGUUAGACGGCGUCUAAUAGACGUUAAUGAAGUUCGUCGUUACUAGUGUCGCCGUCGAUGUACUCAAUUAUGCCAGAUCUGGCCACAUUGCAUGCAACGUCUAUUCUAUAUCUUGUCUAUGGUUGAACUAAUUAAACGUUGUAAUCAAUAUCUCGGUCGGUAAUGAAUUCGUACAUUUUCAGUUGAAGCACAACACUUGACAUUCUCACUGUUCUUGUAACCUAAAAUAGAAGUAUGCAUGCGAUAUAGAAAAUAUCUAAAUUGCACGAUGCUUUGCGUUUAAUGCAAUAAAACGUAGGAAUUCCCUAAAGAGCAAUAAUCUGGGUGCUCUCCAAUUCCAAUUAUAAUGCUUCUACACAUAAUAUUCGGAUUUCGAACGUUAUUGGCAAUACAAUAGGGCAUAGGGUAAGCUGAAGGAUACCAACGGUGAUAAAGUAAUCGAUAAAAUUAGUAGUUAGCAUCAUUAUGAUGAAAUUUACAUGCCGUAUUAUCGAGUUUUUUGCACAAAGUAACAUUCUAUCGAAUAUUGUUCUGCGUACAUUUGUAGAAUUCGUACGAUAAAUCUGUUAUUUUGCGUAGAGUGAAGAUAAAGGAACGGGGAAUGCACAGUUUUCAAGAUGUGACUGUAAACAAAUGUCAAUUCAGCAUAUUGCGAAGAAAUAUAAGUUACAGGCCACGCUAAAAUGAAUGAUACAGUGUGUUUUAAUAUAUGUUUGCUAAACUGAAGCUUUUACGCAUUAAUAUCAUAAAUAACAAUCUACAGGAUUGGUGGUUAAAUGAGUUGGAAACAUUAAUUCGCGAUAAUAUUCACCGUGUCUGUUGACAAAAAGUAUCACAAUGCCUGGCAAAAUAAAAGUUAAAGUACUAGCAGGGCGUAAUUUACCAGUAAUGGAUCGUUCUGGCGAUACGACCGAUGCAUAUGUAGAAUUGAAGUUUGGCAAUAUAACGUUUAAAACGGAUGUGUGCAGAAAAUCACUGAACCCUCAGUGGAACUCGGAAUGGUAUAGGUUCGAAGUCGAUGAUUCUGAACUGCAAGACGAACCAUUACAAAUUAGGUUGAUGGACCAUGACACAUAUUCUGCAAAUGAUGCCAUAGGCAAAGUUUACAUAAACUUAAAUCCAUUGUUAUUACCUGGAGUCCCUCCUACCGUUAAAAACAUUUGGACGCUGGAGGCAGCUAUGAAUACAAAUACUGGUUCACAGACUGGUUCAGUCAUGACCGGAUGGAUCCCAGUGUAUGACACCAUGCACGGUAUUCGCGGCGAAGUUAAUAUCAUAGUCAAAGUAGAAUUGUUUUCUGAUUUUAACAAGUUCAGACAAUCCUCGUGCGGAGUACAAUUUUUUUACUCACCGAAUAUACCUCAUGGGUACCAUACUCAGAGCAUACACGGUUUUGUAGAAGAACUAGUUGUUAGUGACGAUCCUGAAUACAAAUGGAUCGAUAAAAUAAGAACACCCAGAGCCUCGAACGAGGCGCGUCAAACGUUAUUUUUUAAACUUAGCGGAGAAGUGCAAAGGAAAAUUGGGUUGAAAGCAUUGGACCUUGGUGGAAACGCCGUUAUCGGAUAUUUACAAAAUUUUGAUCUGGAAGGUGAAUCUGGUAUCGUGGCUCGAGGUAUAGGUACUGCAGUUACUCUUGUAAAGUUACAGGACACGUUAAACUUGCCAUCCGACAAUAUUGAAGAGGCAUUCUUUUCACAACACAAAGCACAAAAGGAACGUACAGGACUCGAUGAGAGUAUGCCGGUAUAUCCCGUUACUCCCACGCGUAUCCCCGAUCCUUUUAUGACAAAUACGAGAGUCAUGCACAUAAAAGACAAUUUUCCACGUCGUUUAAAGUCUUCAAGAAGCCCUAAACGUAACGUGAAAACGAGCGAACAUUCCUGCGACGAAUCGGACGGUACAAAAGCCAUCGAAAUUGUACCGAGGACGAGCAGCUUGAAUAAGUCUCCGAUCUCUUCCGCGAGUUUGUCCGAAUCGGUAGUUCAGGACGCGUCUAUAAGAAUGAUGUUGGCGUUGGAGGACGAAAGGGGCGAGGGCAACAAAGGUAUAUUGGACGUACGUAUGAAAAAUAUAAAAAAGUUGUUCGGUUCGAGCGACACGGAAAUAAAAAUGACCAGUUCACGCUCGAGCAUGUCUACCAAAUCGACUAGGUCUUCUAUCGUGAGUUUACGUAUUCCAAGGAGGAAGAGCGCGUCGAAGAAUUAUAAAGUUACAGAAGGUAUAGCUGCUCUUUUGAUCAAAUCUCUGCACAGCAUACCUUUGGAGAAUGUCAAUGAGAGUCGCGAGUCCCCAACAUCGAUUUCGCCGUCUAGUAACUUAAACGAUGAUUUUGAACGUUUUGAACAUCAAAAUGUUAAUAGUCAGGACAAUCAGGAAAGUCAGUGGAGAGGAGAACAAGUCGAUCGCGACGAUGAGACUCGUGUUGCAAAAGCGCAACCAAAGAAACGGUACGAUUCCUCGUUCGAAGAGAACACACCCAGUUCUAAUGGCGUUUCGGACGACUCUUCGAUAAAUAGCGCCAAUUACGAUAUCCUGCGCGAUUCGAAGUUUCCGAGCGAUGUUGCGUUACACGUGAACAGUAAAUUUGCAAGAAUAAUUGUCAGGGCUAACAGUUUCCCUCCAUUGAAAAUGAGGUCGUCGCGAAUAAAAUUGCAAAGGACGGAUACAGAAACGCGACCCCUUCACGAGGAAAGCACGCAUCUGCUCGUUAAAUAUUUAUCCAUGAGUGAAAUAUCGUCUUAUUUUAGGUACACUAUAGACUCGCAAAUUCAUUCAAUGAAGAACUCAUGCUCCACGAUUGACAAAGCAGGAGAAAGGGAGGAGAUUAUAGAAACGAUGACUGAAAAUGUUGCUUCCGAGAUAGUCGAACCGUCGUCAGAAUUUGGUAAAAGCAUUGAUGGUGGUGUGCAAAGCGAACGAAAAUAUUCGCAAGAUUUCAGAGAACCUCUCGCGACGAGCACACCGGUAGACAUUCGUCUUCCUUUCUUCGUGGAUGUUCAAGAAGAGCCGUCCAAACAACGCAAUGAAAUUCGUCUGAUAGAAGACAAUAUGGAUAACGUAAACGACGAUGUGUCUUCUGCCGAUGGAUCUGUAUUAUCUGUUUCUCCGUACAUACUAUUGCAAAAUACAAGCGACACGGAAAGAAAAGAUAAUAAUGGAAUGCUCGAACAGAUAUACAAAGAAGAAGGGUUUCCUUCCCUGCUGGAAGAGAGGAGUGUUCCUCUUACAGAUACUUUUGAGAACAAAGAACGCUUCGACAAAUUAGAAGAGCACAAUGUGCUAAAGUUUUCCGCGUCGACGCAUUCGUUGCCGUCGUUGGAGCAAUUUCAAUUUCACGCGUCCGCGGAAUCCAAUAUACGAGAGGACGUGGACCACAAAGUAACCACAGAGUCGAAAACUUCGUCCAGUAUCGAAAGUUUAAUACAGUCUUCGUGCAACGACUUGCACGACACGACGCAUAAAAAUAGACAACGACGCAUGCUGGAUUUGAUUAGAAUAAUCGAUACAAAGAUGAUGGAACAUCCGGAAGGUUCUACGGAAGUCAAUGGUCGGUACAGAAGGAAAAAAAUGUACAGAAACGUUAACCCUAAGAACCUGCACAAAAAUCUACACAAUCGGUUCCUAAGGAGACGUCUACAAAGUUUCAGACGUACAGAAGUCAUAAACGAAUCCAUGCCUGACACAUCCUCCUAUAAUUCCUCUCUCGAGAGUAUAAUCACUAGCGAUAUGUUAAUUAAAUCACGCUUACGUAGAACAGCCGAGUCAUUUCGUUCAAAGCGAAGCUUCCCCAUUAAAAGAUCCGCGUACGAUUCAAUGUCCCGUGAAGCCACUGCCAAGGAAUUAACUGUAGAUAGCCAGAGCAGCGAUUCGAUUAGAGAUAAUGUUAGCUUAGAAAUGAAGGAACUAAAGCCAACGGAUACUAACCCUUCGAUAUCAUCCACCUCCCUAGAUCCUGCAGUGCAUAAGAGUCAUAGCAUUUGUAAUAUAAGAGAGGUAUCGAAUAAUGAUGAAUUUACUAAUAUUACUAACACUGCUAAUAUUACUUACAACUCGUGUGUGCCCCAUCCUUCUCCCGAUCACAGGCAACAGGACGAGGCAUCUUUAAGUCCGUCUUAUCCACUUCCGGCUGUUCCUUCCGUGGUCUCAAAAGUAUGUCAGUUACCAACGACCAAGGUACAACCCACUGUGUCGUUGCAUCGAAGGUCCAGCGAUUCUGACUUGAGCAUUACCCCGAAAGGUAAUUCUCUGGGAACUAAUGAUAGGUCGAUGACUGGAUUCUUGAAGACGUCGACCGCUGUGAUAAGAACCAUGAAUCAGGAUGCAUUUGAUAUGUUAGAAUAUCCGUUUAUCACUAUGCAACACUAUCCGGCAGGAUUCAUUUUACACAUCGGUGGCCUUGUAAGUUCAAGAUCGGUCAAGUUGUUAGAAAGAAUUAGUAACUUGGAAGAACCUGAGAGUCGCGAUGCUUGGUGGAAAGAAGUCAGGAUGGAAGUACGAUCGCACGCGAGGGCAUUGGCGUGUAAUGUAGUCAUUGGUUAUAAAGAAGAAACUAGUAUUUGCGACGAUGUUUGCGUGUUGAACGCGUACGGUACAGCGGCGGUGAUUAAUCUGUACAAUCCGAGUCAAGACACGGACAACGUCUUCAUCGGUAAAGGACAAUCGGGUACGGUCGUGAACCCAGCAGAGGUGGAACGCGAUAAAACUCAACAGAAACCGAUACCCGUGAAAGCGGAGAAGAGCGAAACAGAUACGUUCGUGCCAGCUACGGCUCAUCAAAUCGGCAAAACGAGGCACAUGUCGGAGAGCAAGGAUCACGAGGUUCAGUUUCAAUGCAAAUGCAGUCUUUGUCACUUGCCGUACAACGACGUGAGCGUUCCGUUCCGCGUGAACGUUUCGAAAUGCGCUAUAUGCAAGCGCGCCAGGGUACCGGACGUGAUGUUCACCACCAUAGAGCUACCGGAGAACGUGUUAAUGACGGGACGAGGAUGUAUCAUACAAGCGACUGCGUGCAAGACCAAGAAAGACCUACGCGGGGAACUGAACGCCAAGGAGAUAUCGGACUGCUUACCAUUCCUAGAGUACGAGUUACAUAGUUUGCUUUUAAACAAAUUGAAGGUCAAAGGGAUGAAUGCGAUAUUUGGCUUGAAGCUACAGGUCUCUGUCGGGGAGCGAUUGAUCAUUGGCAUGGCCGUGGGCACCGCUGUCUUUUUAACCGCGUUGCCCGCCCCCUCGAUACCGCAAAUCGCGUCCGGGAACUCUUGGCCCAAAGAGGAGCAAUUAGCGAAGAUUCAAAAGACUCUGGUCGAGACUGUCAAAAAGAACAGAGAGUUCUAUCGUCUGAAGCCGGUUGGCGACGUUGAGAAUGGACGAGUCACAACUUCGGACACCGACGAGUCGGACGAAGAUCUGCCAGAUUUAGAUUUUAAUGUUGGCACCAGAGACGCCUGCGUGUUGGAGGUAGAUGACAUCGAGGACAUGGACAGAAUAUCGUUACUGAUGGACGACAGACCCCCGGACGAUUUCCACGUAGUAAAUACGCAAAUUAUUCCCGGUCUCGACGAAUUGGAAAUCGUAAGGAAUUUGCAGAUGUUCACGCAAAUUUCGAGGACAAAAAUACCUGCUGGACAGGUCGCUUCUAUGCCCUCGAAAUAUUUCGCCAAGUUACUUCAGUCGGUGUACUUCAAGCUGAGGAGAAUGAUACCCUGUGCACUUUGUGAUAUGCAGUUUAAAUUGGCACUUCCUGAACCAGACGAGAUACAAUUCACGGUAAUCGGCAUGGCUCUUGGACUCGGAGAUCCCGUAAAAAUGAACAAAUGUAAAAAGAAGGUAAUCAGCCAUUCCAUGAGCAAGGAUCAGGUCAAGAAAAUAGACGAUAGCGAUAUGAUAUUCAACCUUGACGUGGACCACGGUGAAAUUUCGUCGGAUAAUGCAUCCAGUAUUAUCACGGUGAACUCCUCCACUCUUAUUAACACACCGGGAUUGAAAUCCAGAACCCGUUCGCCGUUACGGACCAAGAUUCAUGCAGCGCAUAAACACAAACACGUGCCUUUAAAAGGAAGAUACGGUGUGGAUAUAACGCCUCUAUCUUAUUUGCCAGGCGGUCGCAUCGAGAGGUACUUAGGGAACUUAAAUUUCUUCUUCAUUCGCGAAAGCACGUCUAUCAGAGAGAACGGCGGUUUGAGCGGGUUUACGCACAGUUUUGUGAUGGAGGUAUUGGCGAUCGUUCGUGCGCACAUUACGGCCCUGGGUGGCAACGCAAUGGUGGCAUUUUUCAUGACCAAGUGCGUGCUUCUUCACAGCCCCCAUAAAAAUCAGGGUCAGUGUCUGAUAAAUGUCGGCGGGGACGUGGUGUCUGUGUCGUAUUUCGCUAACGAGAAGCACUGCGGAACUACAAAUUGCUGACCCCAGCCUCCACAUUCUGCACCGCCAUAGCUGCAAUUGCACGCCGAGAAUCAACGUCGGAAAUUCGAUUUCUCGGCAAACGUCGUAAAACGUUUUGGACGAACCGUGACUCAUUACCCUGUGAUAGGAUAGGGCUUGUAAAUAAUCGAAUUUUUUUAGCAUAAGUACCGUAACGUCUGAUAAAGCUCACGUAUGUUGAAUACGUAAAUUUAGUAAAAUGGCUUCGCGUAACGAUAAUCGAUCCAUCGUAUCGCGUGACGCACAUAUUUCGAGGAACCGGUUCUAGGGACACGUUUAAAGCGUUUUAAAACAGCUUUGAUGAUUAGGUGCCUUCAGAAUUGCCCAUAACGUUUCCGGACAAUUUUUUUCCAUCCAACGAUAUAACCGUUGUUGCAUGCCAUUGUUGUUACAGACGAACCGUGUGAUUCAGGCAUCCGAUUGUAGCUCAAUUUUUUCUUUUAUCCGCAAUAUCGAAUGAAUAUAGUUGCCCCUUUGAAGCGUUACGUCGAAUUUUGAGAAUUUUGUUCAGGAUGUUGCAAUAAAAGUUUUAAGUUGCGGAGGCGUAUGUGUUCGAAUAAUUAUUUUCGAUAUCUCCUCGAGGGACGAAGUUUCGUUGCGAAAAAUUUGCUGAAAUGUAACAAAUUGAUGUUGAUUUCCUUUGAAGCGUGACGACAAUUAGUGUUAAUGGCCUGUGAAAAACGUAAUCUGUCGGUAAAUAUCCAAGACUCUAACGGAUCGAAUCGUUUCUAAUUCUGUAGAUACUAGGGUAACGAAAAGCUACAGAAGCAAUCUGAAAAUAGAGAAUAAAAUCAAAUUUCGCGAUCACUACUUUUUCAGAUUGUCGAAUAUGUUUUUCGUAUUGAAAUUACACGACGCUGUACAUUGCGAAAGUAUUGGAUAGAGUACAGUUUUCGAGAUACAUUGUAUAUUGGAUUGUUAUGCGUGCAUGUUUGAUCUUUUACAUUCUGUUGUUUGUUGUUAUAAACUUAGUGAUCGUCAUGCGAGAACUAAACUGCGUCGUGAAUGUGCAUUGUAAAACGAGUUUGCGUUUUAUUUUUACACGAUCGUUAUUCUUUCUCCGUUGAA
Colletes gigas is the source of this 7534-nucleotide messenger RNA. RefSeq lists its product as uncharacterized. The transcript has 15 exons. Bases 881 to 6448 code for a protein of 1855 amino acids. Gene Ontology annotation, molecular function: calcium ion binding; calcium-dependent phospholipid binding. Gene Ontology annotation, cellular component: plasma membrane. Gene Ontology annotation, biological process: intracellular protein transmembrane transport; positive regulation of vesicle fusion; protein localization to plasma membrane. The record is from RefSeq and is a predicted model, not a curated record. Lineage: Eukaryota; Metazoa; Arthropoda; Insecta; Hymenoptera; Colletidae.